UCACAGAAAACAAAUUUUAAUCUGUCUAAUGGCUGCUACAUUUUUGCCAUUUACGUGUGUGGCAAAUUAAAUUUCAAUUGUCAUUUAAAUAAUUAAUGAAGAUUUACUGUGUGUUGACCGAGUAUCUACCGUGAGAGUUUUACACAUCCCAAGAGAAAUCACUCUGUCUACGACUGAAAUUGACGUCUAAAUCCGAAGUCCAUUCCGAGCGAAUACUGAAGAAAUACGCAGACUUUGGAACGUUGAAGAAAAUUAUGAAUUCGUAAAUAAUUCUUCAUUGGCUUAUCUGACAUAUAAACAAGAAGGAUGAAUUAAAAACCUUACUCUUUUUAGAUAAUACAUAGAAAAUAAUAAUCUUCAAUAAUGUCAGAAACUACAGAACCACCGUUAAAAAAACCUAAGAUGGCUGAAACAGUUGACAGUUUCAUACAAAACAUCAUAUGUUCGACAAAUGACAUUCACGCAGUCGUAAGCAAUGACUUUUCGUAUCCAAUAGCAUUUACAAAAGUCUAUGUCGGCCAAGUGAGGAAUGUGAAGGAAUUAUCUAAAAUUAUAACAAUUUUGAACGAGAAAUUACCGCUGAAAGAACUACAGCAUUUAAAAAGAGCUAGGAAGAAGGAGGUUUUGCUAUGUCCUGUCCGAUAUUUGAACGUGGCAACACAGCAAUCAAUUCAAGAGUACAUUGAAGAGAAAGUGAAUGAGCUACGAGACUCUUUUGAGUACUUCAAAGUUAUGGGGUUGCCAUCGUUGCCUCCGAAACUAAAAUGGCAGCAUACGGAAUACAGUAAAAUCUGGUCAUGCAAUUUCCAUCCUAAUGAUUACUUAGAAAGAUUGUGUGGUAAAGGAUUUUUUAAUAGUGAAGAACUUACAAAGCACCGUUGUUAUAUGGGAGUUGCAUUUGAAGUAGCCAGAUAUUAUUUGAGUAAAACAAAAACCAAUUUGGAUGUAUCAGACUUAACUUUAAGCAACAUUAAUGCUACAGUUGUAGUUGACCCAUUAUUGAAUUUAGUAGUAACUGUAGCUUUUGAUAACAGAGAAUGUCACCCUGUCCAGCAUUCAGCCAUGUUGGCCAUAGACAAUGUAGCAAAAACUCAAAACGGCGGGGCCUGGAAUACAGACAAUAUAGAAUACGUGACAUCAGGUGCUAUAGACAAGAGUCUGUUUCUGUAUUUAAAAACUAAGUUCCCAGAUGUCAAAUUUGGCGCCAGAAAUUAUGUGUCAAAGGAGGUAUUGGAUGAGAAUAAAAUGAGUGCUUCGGAAAGUCCUUAUUUAUGUACUGGGUACUAUAUUUACAUGAUUAGGGAGCCGUGUUUCAUGUGUGCUAUGGGAUUGGUCCAUGCUCGGGCUAACAGGGUGUUUUUCAGCCUAAACAAUGAAAGUCAAGGGGCUCUGUGUUCGAAAACCAAGUUGCAUUGUGUGCCAUCAUUAAACCAUCAUUUUGAAGUGUUUACCGAAUUUUUAUAGGUGUUUUGACUUUUUCUUGAAUUGUAAAAUAUGAAUGAAGUGAAUUGAUUUAUUCAAUAUCAUUAAAAUAAAUAUAUUUUAACAGUUUUA
Molecule: messenger RNA, 1554 nt
Organism: Helicoverpa zea (corn earworm)
Lineage: Eukaryota; Metazoa; Arthropoda; Insecta; Lepidoptera; Noctuidae
Product: probable inactive tRNA-specific adenosine deaminase-like protein 3
Exons: 2
Coding region: 364-1464 (366 amino acids)
Biological process (GO): tRNA wobble adenosine to inosine editing
Cellular component (GO): nucleus; cytoplasm
Molecular function (GO): tRNA-specific adenosine-34 deaminase activity
Source: RefSeq, a predicted model, not a curated record